CGCCCACUGCAGAUCCCAAGGUCGGCGGGCGAUCAUGCUGCGGCUUCGGCUUCCCACCGUCUCUCUGCUGCUGGGGCCGCUGCUGGGGCCGCUGCUGGCGGGCCCGGCGCACGGCUUGCAUGUCUCCCAGAGGACGUUUGCGAUCGACUACAGCCAGGACAGCUUCCUCAAGGAUGGCCAGCGCUUUCGCUACGUCUCGGGGAGCAUUCACUACCACCGCAUCCCCAGCUUCUACUGGAAAGACCGGCUGCUGAAGAUGAGGAUGGCCGGGCUGAACGCCAUCCAGAUGUACGUGCCCUGGAACUUUCACGAGCCCCUGCCAGGACAGUACCAGUUCUCUGAUGACCACGAUGUGGGACACUUUAUUAAGUUGGCUCAAGAGCUUGGGCUGCUGGUCAUCCUGAGACCUGGACCCUACAUCUGUGCGGAGUGGGACAUGGGGGGACUACCUGCUUGGCUGUUGGAGAAAGAAUCUAUUGUUCUUCGUUCAUCUGACCCAGACUACCUCGCGGCGGUGGACAAGUGGCUGGGCGUCCUUCUGCCCAAGAUGAAACCUCUCCUCUAUCAGAAUGGAGGACCGAUCAUAGCAGUGCAGGUGGAAAAUGAGUACGGCAGCUACUUCGCCUGCGACUAUGACUACUUGCGAUUCCUGCAGAAGCUCUUCCGCCACCACCUUGGCGACGAUGUGGUUCUGUUCACCACGGACGGGUGGAGCGAGGCCUUCCUGAAGUGCGGGGCGCUGCAGGGCCUCUACGCCACCGUGGACUUCGGGCCAGGCGUCAACAUCACAGCGGCCUUCCUAAACCAGAGGAGCGUUGAGCCCAGAGGGCCCUUGGUCAAUUCUGAAUUCUACACAGGCUGGCUAGAUCACUGGGGCCAACCGCACUCCACAGUCAGUACCCAGGCAGUGGCUUCCUCGCUCUAUAACAUCCUUGCCCUUGGGGCGAAUGUGAAUUUGUACAUGUUUAUCGGUGGGACCAAUUUUGCUUACUGGAAUGGGGCCAACACUCCCUAUGCAGCGCAGCCCACCAGCUAUGACUACGAUGCCCCGCUGAGCGAGGCCGGGGACCUCACUGAGAAGUACUUUGCGGUGCGAAACGUGAUCCGGAAGUUUGAGCAAGUACCAGAAGGUCCCAUCCCUCCAUCGACACCAAAGUUUGCAUAUGGAAGAGUCGCUCUGACCCAGUUAAAGACCGUGGAAGAGGCUCUGAACAUCCUAUCUCCCUCUGGGCCCGUAAAAAGCCUUUAUCCCUUGACAUUUGUCAAGGUGAAACAGGUCCCCCAGGGAAUCCUUGAACGGAACAAUGUGACCACCCUGAACAUAAGUGGGGAAGCUGGAGCCACGCUGGACCUGCUGGUGGAGAACAUGGGGCGCGUGAACUAUGGCAGGUUUAACAAUGAUUUUAAGGUAGGAUAUGCACACCAGGGUCAAGUGUGGAUUAAUGGCUUUAACCUGGGCCGCUACUGGCCGGCGCGGGGCCCGCAGAAGACCUUGUUUGUGCCAAAGCACAUCCUGACCGUCUCGGGGCCGAACACGAUCACCGUGCUGGAACUGGAGCGGGCGCCCUGCAGCGGGGCCGGGCGGGAGCUGUGCGCCGUGGAGCUGGUGGACCAGCCGGUCAUCGGCGCGUCUGUGACCUACACCCACUUCCCCGUGAAGCCACCCCGCCAGACGCCGUGGCCGCACCAUGGGUGAUAGCGACAGGCUGUGGCCCCACACCGGCCUCAAAGGCCCCCCUGCUGUUGCGACAGUCCCUGCAGAGCUGGAGUGGACGGAAAGUAGGGAGGGUAGUGUACAGCAUGGGUCCCCAUGCCGCCCACCACCGCCCCACGUUGGAUGGAGGUCCCACCCGGGAUGAUCUGCCAAGGUGGCGUGUAAGCUUUCCAGGCAUGUCUGAUUUUUAUUUUGGAAGAAUCAUGUUGCCUUUUUGGUGAACUAAAAUUUGUACUCAAUUGAGAGUGUUCCUGUUUCUACUUGAGCGGAAUUAAAUUACAUUAGAUGAUA
Molecule: messenger RNA, 2005 nt
Organism: Echinops telfairi (small Madagascar hedgehog)
Lineage: Eukaryota; Metazoa; Chordata; Mammalia; Afrosoricida; Tenrecidae
Gene: GLB1
Product: galactosidase beta 1
Exons: 14
Coding region: 35-1696 (553 amino acids)
Biological process (GO): carbohydrate metabolic process
Cellular component (GO): vacuole
Molecular function (GO): beta-galactosidase activity
Source: RefSeq, a predicted model, not a curated record